CCAUCGUUGGCGUAGUAGCGCUCGCAGCGUACACAUAAAUACACAGUAGAAAGUGCCACCAACAAUUAACCUCUUAAUUAAAAAGCUAAGCGUAAAAAAAUUCGCCAGUGUUAGUGUUAAGUACCCUCCGCCAUGUUUGACGUUUUCGGCUCCGUCAAGGGGCUUUUGAAGAUCGAUGUGGUGUGUAUCGACAACAAUGUCUUCCGUUUGCACUACAAAGCGACCGUUAUCAUCCUCAUAGCCUUCUCGUUGUUGGUGACGAGUCGGCAGUACAUCGGGGACCCCAUCGACUGCAUCGUCGAUGAGAUACCCCUAAAUGUGAUGGACACCUACUGUUGGAUCUACUCCACAUUCACCAUUCCUAACAGAUUAACCGGGAGAGUAGGUCUGGAUAUAGUCCAACCAGGGGUCGCCAGCCAUGUGGAUGGUACCGAUGAGGUCAAGUACCACAAGUACUACCAAUGGGUGUGUUUCGCGCUGUUCUUCCAAGCGAUGCUCUUCUACGUCCCGAGGUACUUGUGGAAGACUUGGGAAGGGGGUCGGAUUAAGAUGUUAGUACUCGAUUUGAACUACCCCAUCGUGAGUGAGGACUGCAAAACCGACCGGAAACGUCUACUUGUCGAUUACUUCAUCACGAAUUUGCACAUGCAAAACUUUUACGCUUUUCGCUUUUUCAUUUGCGAAGUCCUAAAUUUUGUAAAUGUGGUCGGCCAAAUCUUCUUCAUGGACUACUUCCUCGACGGGGAGUUUAGUACGUAUGGACGCGACGUUCUCAGUUUCACUGAAAUGGAACCCGAGGAACGUGAAGACCCAAUGUCACGCGUGUUUCCUAAAGUCACUAAAUGUACUUUCCACAAAUACGGUCCUUCCGGCUCAGUCCAGAAGUUCGAUGGACUUUGUGUCCUACCCUUGAAUAUUGUUAAUGAAAAAAUUUACGUUUUUCUCUGGUUUUGGUUCGUGUUUUUGAGCGUACUUUCGGGGCUGUCUUUGAUCUACCGAUUGGUAGUCAUUUUCAUGCCCAAAGUCCGGUUGUACUUGUUGAGGGGUAAAUGCAAGAUCGCUCCGCAGAAGGAAGUGGAAAUUAUCAAUACGCGAUGUGAGAUCGGUGAUUGGUACGUCCUGUACCAGAUGGGCAAGAACAUCGACCCGUUGAUCUUCAGGGAGAUCAUUUCGGACCUUUCGAAGAAGCUCGAAGGGAAAGAGACUGUCUAAGUGCCUUAUGAACAGUAAUUUUUGAUGACCGAUUUACCUGCUGCACAAGGUGACUCAACAACAUUCCUGUGAUGACAGAAAAAGACUGUGCGACGGCCGAAAAGGCUGUGAUAUUAUCAUUUCUUCGCUUUUAAGCUCAAGCAUUCCCGAUACUCUUUCGCAAUAAUUAAAUCAAUCAAGAAGCCAGAGACGUUUUCGCUGGCUGUGCCGGAUUUUUGAUGCAAGUGCAGCGGGCGAAAUCGCAUUCUCUGUGAUAAAUCUCUAUUGCUCUGUUUUAUAUCACUUAGCGUGUAAUUAUUAAUUAAUCGAAUAAUUUAAAUCGUAUGUGAUUUAGGAUUAGGUUUAGGUUCCAUACAUGUGUGAACAGUUCCAGCGAAAAUUAUCAUGUGUUCAAAUUAUUGUAUAAAUACACCGAAAGUGCCUAAUUUUUUUAUUUGUAUGGAAUUGACGAAAUAAAUUAGCUAUUUUAAAUUA
This is a messenger RNA of Tribolium madens (black flour beetle), 1686 nucleotides long. Its product is annotated as innexin inx2-like. Gene Ontology annotation, biological process: phototransduction. The coding region runs from base 133 to 1212 and encodes 359 amino acids. The transcript has a single exon. Lineage: Eukaryota; Metazoa; Arthropoda; Insecta; Coleoptera; Tenebrionidae. Gene Ontology annotation, cellular component: gap junction; plasma membrane. Gene Ontology annotation, molecular function: gap junction channel activity. The record is from RefSeq and is a predicted model, not a curated record.